Molecule: messenger RNA, 629 nt
Organism: Ectocarpus sp. CCAP 1310/34
Lineage: Eukaryota; Phaeophyceae; Ectocarpales; Ectocarpaceae
Source: the annotation of a GenBank genome assembly
UGGCCGACAUACUUCGAGAGAGAAAAGAAAAGAUGGCUGAAGCCGUCGUCCCUGCUACGGGGGCAGUGGGAAGGGAAAACAAGCCGCAGAACCAGGAGGAAAAGCCUGGCUUUGCCCAGCUGUUUAUCAAGGUCGCGGUGCUGUACAUGAGUUUCAUGUUCUUUUCGAAGCAGUUCCAGACGCACCAGAUUAAGGAGGCGGUGGCGGUCAUGAAGGAGAGCGAGCAGGACGAGGUCUCGCAGGUCCUCAAGCCGCUGCCUAAGGGGGAGGAGAGCGACGUAAACUGGAUGAAGGAAGCGAUGGGCCUCCAGAGCAGGAAGAUCCCGCAGUUCCCCGAGUACGACGCUCGCGGGAGGCAGCUAUCGGUCCAUCGGUGCACCUUCAACAGGGGGCAAAAAGUCGAUCUACACGUGUAUAUGUCCGGUUCGAAAGACGAGGCGAGCGUGUGGGAGGCGCAGGGAGGGGAAGCGGGGGAGGGGGGGGCGGAACCGGAAGGGGAGGAGGGGGCAUCAAACAGCUUACCCGCCAGGUUGCUGUGGCACGAGAGCAAUCUGGUUUUUGCGGGAGAGGGGUGCUUUGGGUGGAGUUUGUCGAAGAAUCUGGUGUUCUUUUAUCGAUUUACUUGUUGA